Messenger RNA from Ostreococcus tauri, 873 nucleotides. Its product is annotated as G-protein beta WD-40 repeat. The coding region runs from base 1 to 873 and encodes 290 amino acids. The record is from RefSeq and is a predicted model, not a curated record. NCBI's taxonomy places the organism in Eukaryota, Viridiplantae, Chlorophyta, Mamiellophyceae, Mamiellales, Bathycoccaceae. Gene Ontology annotation, molecular function: protein binding. The transcript has 2 exons.
AUGGUAAACGUUCUUGUUGGCAAGGCGGACGGUACUUGUGGAGUUUGGGACUUAUCGAUCGGGGAGUAUCUGGGAUGCUUUCGAGUCCACAACAAAGCGAUUACGGACUGCAGUUGGUCUCACGACGACACAUUUAUUAUAACGGCCUCAGAUGAUGCUCUAAUCAUACUUUGGGAAGCGUCUCUACAGAAGUGCACAAAAAUACUCAAAGGUCAUUGCUCUUCUGUGAUCUGCUGCUGUACGAACGGAUCCAACUCGCUGAUAGCGAGCGGUUCUUUUGAUGAAACUGUGCGACUUUGGAGUGCGUUGUCUGGGGAGUGCACUGCAGUCAUUCCUGCUCACGCCGAUCCAGUCACAAGUGUCAAUUUUGCCAAGGAUGAUACUCUUCUGUUUAGUACUAGCAUUGAUGGAAGUUGUCGUAUUUGGGAUGUCAAUACUUGUGGUUGCUUGUACACAAUUUCUUUAAAUAGCUAUAAACAUCUCACUAACGUCCUAUUCUCUUCAAGACUCACUUCAGUCUUACUUGGUACGCACGAUGGGCUGUUGUGUCGUGUUCGUCUUCGAGAUGGCACAAUCGCGCCUAUCCUGUCCGGAAUUCGAGCGACAGAAAUCUUGCAUGUGUCUCAACUUGAACCUGACUGUGAUACUUUAGUCGUUGGAACUAAAAAAGAUCAGUUCGUUGCUUGGAGGCUCCGCGAUCUCUACCGAGAUACUUCGGAGGAAAACGUGUGUGAAAUCAAAUUUAUGAUGAAAAGCGAUCAAUGCGCACGCGGACCCCGCCUUUUUGACUGCACUAAUGAUGGUUGCAUGGUAGUAGUGUGUGAACGUCACGAAAUUAGUGUGUAUCAAGUGAGUCAUGAUAUCGCGUUCUAG